AUGGCGGAAGAGGAGGUGGCCAAGCUGCAGAAGCACCUGGCCCUGCUCAGGCAGGAGUAUGUGAAGAUGCAGCAGAAGCUGGCCGACACAGAGAGGCGCUGUGCCGUGCUCGCUGCCCAGUCCUCCAGCCAGGGCUCCUCCAGCCCCGUGGCUGUAGAAACCUUCAUUAGCCGCCUGCUGGUCAUCGUGGCCGACCUCUACCAGCAGGAGCAGUACAGUGAUCUGAAAGUGAAAGUCGCAGGGGAGAAUCUCUGUGCCCACAAGUUUGUGUUGGCUGCUCGCAGUGAUGUCUGGAGUCUGGCCAACCUGGCCUCCACCUCUGAGCUGGACCUAUCUGAUUGCAAAUCCGAGGUCGCCAUGGCAAUGUUGCGCUGGGCAUACACGGAUGAGUUGGAGCUCACUGAAGAUGACGCCUUUCUUAUUGAAUUGAUGAAGCUGGCCAACCGCUUCCAGCUUCAGCUGCUCAGAGAGAGGUGUGAAAAAGGCGUAAUGUCCUCGGUGAACGUCAGGAAUUGCAUUCGCUUCUACCAGACAGCUGAGGAGCUAAAUGCCACCACCCUGAUGAACUACUGUGGGGAGAUCAUAGCCAGCCACUGGGAUGACCUCAGAAAAGAAGAUUUCAGCACCAUGAGCGCCCAACUACUGUACAAGAUGAUCAAGUCUAAAACAGAGUAUCCUCUCCACAAAGCCAUCAAAGUGGAGCGAGAAGAUGUGGUCUUUCUCUAUCUCAUCGAGAUGGACUCGCAGCUCCCUGGUAAGCUGAAUGAAGUGGACAACAACGGUGACCUGGCGCUCGACCUGGCGCUCGCUCGUAAAUUGGAGAGUAUUGCCACAACGCUGGUUACCAGCAAAGCAGAUGUGGACAUGGUGGACCAGAGUGGCUGGAGCCUCCUGCAUAAGGCCAUCCAACGAGGGGAUGAAUUUGCAUCUGUCUUUCUGAUUCGCCACUCGGCUCAGGUGAAUGCAGCCACAGUGGGGGCGGUGGAAACCCCACUUCACCUGGUCUGUUCUUUCAGCCCCAAGAAGCACACUGUGGAGGUGAUGAGAGGCAUGGCGCGCAUCGCAGAGGCCCUGCUCAAGACCGGAGCCAACCCCAACAUGCAGAACAGCAAGGGCAGAACUCCGCUGCAUGAAGCUGUGGCAUCGGGGAAUGAGCCAGUGUUCAAUCAGCUACUGCAGUGCAAACAGCUUGACCUGGAACUCAAGGACCACGAGGGCAGCACAGCUCUGUGGUUGGCCCUGCAGUACAUCACCGUGGCCUCAGACCCCUCAGUAAACCCCUUUGAAGACGAUGCACCGGUAGUGAACGGCACCUCGUUUGACGAGAACAGCUUUGCGGCCCAGCUUAUCCAGAGAGGAAGCAAUCCUGAUGCACCUGACACUACCACAGAGAACUGUCUCAUGCAGAGAGCAGCUCAGGCAGGCAAUGAGGCAGCUGCACUUUUCCUUACCACUCAUGGAGCAAAGGUCAACCAUAUCAACAAAUGGGGUGAGAGCCCGCUUCAUACCGCAUGCCGCAGUGGCCUGGCGAGCCUGACAGCAGAGCUGCUCCAGCAAGGGGCCAACCCCAACCUGCAGACCCAGAAGGCUCUGCCUGACGACACCGUUGGUGUGGCUAUGCAGACCCCCCUCCACAUGGCCAUCGCUCACAACCACCCAGAUGUGGUCUCUGUCAUCCUCGAGCAAAAAGCCAAUGCACUUCAUGCCACCAACAACUUCCAGAUCAUUCCAGACUUCAGUCUCAAGGACUCCAUGGACCAGACAGUGCUGGGCUUGGCCCUCUGGACAGGAAUGCACACCAUAGCGGCUCAGCUGCUGGGCUCAGGGGCUUCUAUCAAUGACACUAUGUCCAAUGGACAAACCCUGCUUCACAUGGCUAUCCAAAGACAGGACAGCAAGAGUGCCCUCUUCCUUCUGGAGCAUCAGGCUGACAUCAGUGUUAGGACCCAGGACGGACAAACGGCACUACAGUUGGCCAUCAACAACCAGCUGCCACUAGUGGUGGAUGCCAUUUGCACAAGAGGAGCAGAUAUGUCUGUGGUGGAUGACAAAGGGGACCCUCCAUUGUGGCUGGCUCUGGGGAAUGGCCUGGAAGAUAUUGCAUCCACGCUGGUCCGCCAUGGCUGUGAUGCGACGUCCUGGAGCACAGGGCCCUCUGGCUGCAAGCAGACCCUCCUGCACAGAGCUGUUGAUGAGAAUAACGAGGUCACUGCGUGCUUCCUCAUCCGCAGUGGUUGUGACGUGAACAGCACCAGACAGCCAGGCCCUAACGGGGAAGGAGAUGAAGAGGCCCGAGAUGGACAAACGCCCCUCCACCUUGCAAGCAGCUGGGGACUGGAGGUGGUGGUGCAGUGCCUUCUCGAGUUUGGAGCUAAUGUUAAUGCACAGGAUGCAGAGGGCAGGGCUCCCAUCCACGCUGCCAUUAGCAGCCAGCACAACGUUAUUAUACAGCUCCUCAUUUCCCAUCCAGACAUUCGUCUCAACAUACGCGACCGUCAAGGAAUGACCCCCUUCGCCUGUGCUAUGACGCACAAGAACAAUAAGGCAGCCGAGGCCAUCCUCAAGAGGGAGCCUGGUGCUGCUGAGCAGGUGGACAACAAAGGACGUAAUUUUCUCCACGUGGCUGUGCAAAAUUCAGACAUCGAAAGUGUCCUGUUCCUCAUCAGUGUCCAAGCUAAUGUCAACUCCAGGGUUCAGGAUGCAGCCAAACUCACCCCUCUCCACCUGGCCGUCCAGGCUGGAUCUGAGAUCAUUGUCCGCAACCUGCUGCUUGCCGGAGCCAAAGUAAAUGAGCUGACCAAACACAGACAGACAGCGCUACAUUUAGCUGCCCAGCAGGACAUGGCCACUAUUUGUUCUGUGUUGCUGGAGAAUGGAGUCGACUUUGCUGCCGAGGAUGAGAAUGGCAAUAAUGCUUUGCAUCUGGCUGUGAUGCAGGGCCGCCUUAACAAUGUCAGAACCCUUCUCACAGAGUCCAACGUUGAUGCUGAGGCCUUCAAUCUCAGGGGUCAGUCACCAAUGCACGUACUUGGCCAUUAUGGGAAAGAGAAUGCUGCCGCCAUUUUUGAGCUGUUCUUGGAGUGUAUGGCUGAAUACCCUCUGGACAAACCCGAUAAUGAAGGGAACACAGUUCUGCUCCUGGCCUACAUGAAAGGAAACGCAAACCUGUGCCGUGCCAUUGUGAGGGCCGGGGCUCGACUGGGCAUCAAUAACAACCAGGGCAUUAACAUUUUCAACUACCAAGUUGCAACCAAACAGUUGCUCUUCCGCCUUCUUGAUAUGCUGUCCAAAGAGCCUCCUUGGUGUGAUGGGUCCUACUGCUAUGAAUGUCUUGCCAAGUUUGGUGUCACAACACGGAAACAUCACUGCCGUCACUGUGGGCGCCUGUUGUGCCACAAGUGCUCUAUAAAGGAGAUACCCAUCAUCAAGUUUGACUUGAACAAGCCGGUGAGGGUGUGCGACAUCUGCUUCGAUGUACUAACUCUGGGUGGGGUGUCGUAAUGCAGUGGCCUGGAUAUCCUCCACCCUCUGACGCUGGCAAUACCAGGCCCAACUUGGCACAGUUUUUCAGGCACACCAGGCCCAAGGGACAUCAGUAGCAGGACAUGCGAACAAGAGACUCCCGGACAGUUAUGGACCAUCACCUUUAUACUAUUCCAGUCUAUGAAAAACUAUUAAUGUUCGAGAGAGGGACGGUUCAAAGUGAAAGUGAAACAUUGUCUUUUCGUUUCUGUCUUGAUCAAAGUAAGUGGAUAUAAGCAGCUGAUGAUGGAUGGAGUCAGUUUCCCAAGCCCAAUGAUGUUUGUAGUGAUUAGCUCUUAUUAUGACCAGCAGGACUUUUCAAAUCAAUGAAAGAUUAAAUCAAGCCACCGUUUGAAGGGACUUUUUUCUUUUUUUUUCUUUUUCUUUUUCCUGUUCUGUUUGGAUAUUUCACCAUCGGCAGCCUUUUAUGCUAUGUGACCUGCCCAAAGACAAAGAUUCCGUGCGCCAAAAUGAAUAUCUACAUUUACAUGAGAGCUAAAUCUGCACUCAGCCAAGAGCAGAGUAAAGGUAUAAAAUGCCCCUAGAUCACUAAAUCUCCAAGGAAUGAACGAUCAACUUGUUCUCUGUAAUCUUUUCAUGUUUCACUCUUCUGCCACCCCAAUUAUGUGUUGACAGGCGAGCAGGAUUUAAAGGGAAAUCAUCUCAGCUCAUUAUUUAAAUGAGUAUCACUUCCAAAUGAGAUCCAAUCUAGUAAGAUCCAGAAUUAUAACAUUGAUAUUGUCUUACUUAAGUGUUAAAACUGAAAGAUGGCACAACUGGACAUGGAUGACAUUCCUCAUGAAAUGUUGUUUUUCUCCAUCAUGUGUAGGCAUCGGCCAAAUUAAAUGGAAUGGUUAUUUUUUUAACAUGGCAAGUUUGGAAAAUGUGACCUGAGAAAGCAGACUUUAUCAUGAGGAAUAUAAAUGUGGUCCACAGAACUAAAUUCUCUCAACAACCUGAGUUACAGAAAUGCCUAUUCUGCCAAUGCAUGCCAUUUCAUUUGUAGCCUUUACCUCAUAAUCCUUUUCAAAAAUCAGUCACCAAAUGAUUACAUUCCAUAUUUUUAUCUGCCACGGGGUCCUCGUAGGAAGUCGUGAUCGUAGUCCCCACAAUGUUGCCUCAAGUCAAGUUGUUGUCUUGACCCAUCACAUUGGACGCUUCUUGAUUUCUAAGCCUAACGGGUGCACUUUAUCAAGAUCACAUGACAUUUCUGAUCAUUGGGGAGAAUGUGGAGGAGAGGGGAUGGCCAAGUAGUGGGGCCUCUUUAAGUAUUGUUAAAUUGUACAGAUAAAUGUGUGAUAUUUUUGACCACUACAACUGUUUUGUACUUAAAUGCAGUUUGUCCUUGUCAUUGUGACAAACCUAAAUCUUGCCUCUGUUAAUCUUUUAUGCACAUUGUUUAAUCUUUUAUGCACAUUAUAUUGUAUCUGUAUGCUCAGAUAUCUAGCCUGUCUCUUCCUGGUGUAUCCUUUUAGAGAAAGGGAGGACAACUUUACAUAAAGGUCAUCAAAAACCAA
Anarrhichthys ocellatus (wolf-eel) is the source of this 5039-nucleotide messenger RNA. It is a transcript of the gene ankfy1, whose product is annotated as ankyrin repeat and FYVE domain containing 1. The transcript is spliced from 25 exons. The coding region runs from base 1 to 3501 and encodes 1166 amino acids. NCBI's taxonomy places the organism in Eukaryota, Metazoa, Chordata, Actinopteri, Perciformes, Anarhichadidae. Gene Ontology annotation, molecular function: metal ion binding; protein binding. The record is from RefSeq and is a predicted model, not a curated record.